Mucor velutinosus is the source of this 1074-nucleotide messenger RNA. It is a transcript of the gene TMEM50B, whose product is annotated as Transmembrane protein 50B. The record is from RefSeq and is a predicted model, not a curated record. The transcript has 4 exons. Gene Ontology annotation, cellular component: mitochondrial inner membrane. NCBI's taxonomy places the organism in Eukaryota, Fungi, Mucoromycota, Mucoromycetes, Mucorales, Mucoraceae. Gene Ontology annotation, molecular function: coenzyme A transmembrane transporter activity. Gene Ontology annotation, biological process: mitochondrial coenzyme A transmembrane transport. The coding region runs from base 1 to 1074 and encodes 357 amino acids.
AUGCAGACAACAUCAGUGGCUAAUUCCUUACAGCCUGUAGUAACCACAAAUGUGCCUGCCAACAAGUUGGUGAUGAAGACCCAGCGGAAUGAACAGAGCUUCGACUAUGUAGUAAAAUCUGGCCUUGCUGGCGGUGUAGCAGGCUGUGUGGGAAAAACAGUGAUUGCACCUCUGGAUCGGGUCAAGAUCUUGUUUCAAGCAAGAAAUCCAGUGUUUGAAAAGUAUUCUGGAAGGUUUACUGGUGUAUUUGAAGCAGGAAGAGACAUUUUUAAAAAAGAAGGCACCAUGGGAUUGUUUCAGGGUCAUUCAGUUACCCUGUUGAGAAUCUUUCCUUACGCUGCCAUCAAAUUCGUGGCAUUUGAGCAAAUCAGAGCUAUUCUUAUGCCAACACCAGAGACUAGAAACUCAUCUACUCGUCAAUUCAUUGCAGGCUCAUUAGCUGGUGUAACAUCUGUCAUGUUUACCUAUCCGUUGGACCUUGUCCGUGUGCGAAUGGCCUAUGAAGUGCGAGAUAAAGGGGCCAGAAGACCAGGAUUGGCAGAAGUGUGCAAGAUCAUUUACAAGGAACCAGCUCAACGUAUUCACCUGUUCAAUUUUUACCGAGGAUUUUUACCCACUGUUGCUGGUAUGACUCCAUACGCUGGCGUAUCGUUUUGGUUCUACCACAUCAUCACUCGAUUUGCCCGCCAUCAUCCCAUGGCUACACCCUACACCAGAGAGCCUAUUGUUACAUUUGAAGAAUUUGCAGAAGAUUUGACAUUUGACCAGCAAAGAGUGUUGGAAAAGCCUCCGCUUAAAACAUGGGCCGAGUUGCUUUGUGGUGGAUUAGCUGGAUUGGUGGCACAGACGAGUAGCUACCCGUUAGAGAUUAUUCGUAGACGAAUGCAAGUAGGCGGUUUGUUAGAGCCAAAUAGAUUUGUCAGUUUUAAAGACACUGUCAAAGAGAUAUACCAUGCCAAGGGAUUCAAGGGGUUCUAUGUGGGGUUGACAAUUGGCUACAUUAAAGUGAUACCCAUGAUGGCCAUAAGCUUCCUAACUUAUGAGCGUAUGAAGCAAGUGCUGGAUAUUGCUUAA